AUGCGUUUCGUAGUAAAACAAACAGGUGCGGGAAGUGAGCGUAUUGGUACUCUAUCGGGAUUUAUGAAAUCACCCGGCAUUGUUAUUGAAACUCCUACAGCUGCACUUUUUACCCAGGGAGGCAGUGUGGUCCAUUUGACGGCAGAUGUACUGUCAUGGGUUUUUUCUUACCCAAAACCAUUAUGGAUGCCCUUAUCAAACUGUGUACAGUUGGAAAAUGGUGUAAAGGCCCAAAAUGGAGGGGUGGCAAAAUUUGUGGGUUUACCUGGACAUGUCACUUGUGCCACAUUAAAUAAUUUAUCUGAAGUUACACCACUAGGACAUUUUGAGGCUGAUAAAGUACCAUUAUGGACUAAGAAUGGAAAGAAAAUGAUUACAGCUAAUAGAUAUAUGGAUGUUAUGGAAGUUUUCAAACCAGAUAUAAUUUUGGCGAUUGCAGAUGGCCGAACAUCACUCAAUGAAGGUUCUAAGAGACUGUCCAAGGCUGUGAAUAGAACUACCAAUAUGCUUAAAAUAUGUGUGGAAAGAUUUAAAGCUGCUAAGCAGCUACAGGAUAGUGCUUUUGUAGGUGUAAUUGUAGGUGCAGGAAAUCCAAAGAAAUGUGAUAUUUGUAUAGAAAAUAUAUUGAAACAUUCAGAUUGCUUGACUGGUAUCGCUGUAGAAGGUAUCACUGAUGGAACAGAAGAAUCCAUGGACAUAGAAAAAGUGAAGCUAAAUGAAAUCUUUGAGAAGAUUGGUAAUAAAAUUCCAAAAGAUCUACUGCGUAUAAUAGAAGGAAGUUGGAAUCCAGCAGUUAUUUUAUCGGCUAUAGAAUAUGGAUGGGAUUUCUUUGAUGGUUCAUACCCAGUGAAGUUGACAAAUGCUGGUGUAGCACUGAAACUUAGCUUAGACGUUACCAAAGAAAAUGAUACAAUGUAUUUGUUGGAUAUGAUUGAUGAAAGGUAUAAGGAUGACUUCUCGCCCAUUUUGGAAGGUUGUGAAUGCUUGACUUGCAAAAAGCACACUCGGGCCUACAUCCGUCAUCUGUUGAACACUCGAGAAAUGUUGGCUUCGGUGUUAUUAAGCAUACACAAUCUCCAUCAUUUCGACCAGAUGUUCUUCCACGCGCGUCAACACAUCGCCUGCAAAACGUUUGCAGUUUACAAACAACAUAUCAUAAAACAGUGUGAAAUGCUCAAAACCUUCGCUCCAGAUCGAUAUAAGGGCUCAAAUGAGACAGAAAAACCGACCAAUCAAAAGAAAAAGGCCAAAGUGAGUGAGAGUAUAAAUAGUGAUGUAAAUAGUGUAGAUAAUAGUGUUGUAAAUAAUAUA
This is a messenger RNA of Brenthis ino (lesser marbled fritillary), 1311 nucleotides long. The record is from the annotation of a GenBank genome assembly. Lineage: Eukaryota; Metazoa; Arthropoda; Insecta; Lepidoptera; Nymphalidae.